Molecule: messenger RNA, 1272 nt
Organism: Pleurotus ostreatus (oyster mushroom)
Lineage: Eukaryota; Fungi; Basidiomycota; Agaricomycetes; Agaricales; Pleurotaceae
Exons: 6
Coding region: 1-1272 (423 amino acids)
Source: RefSeq, a predicted model, not a curated record
AUGGCUGAUCCGACUACCAAACUACAAAUCUCCCUCAUUGGGGCCCACUCCGACGGCUUUGUGAAGGCCCUACAAGCAAACAAUUUUGACAUCGAGCAAUGUGGCUCGGUUUCCGAUCGCAAGAAAAGCGCGGUGAAUCUCUCGGUGCUUGCUCUUACCGGUGAGGAGCAUACGCUCUCCGAAAGCGAUAUCGACAAGACGCUACGCGCUGGGACCGUGCUUGCUCUAUUCGGACCAAGUCGCGCCCUCUUGGAGACUGUUCACAAAGCUACGAACACCCCCAUUGACAUUCCAAGCCUGGAGCUGGCCGAUGGAUUACCGCUCCUGGUAUACAACGUGAAUGGCGUGGUGCACGUUACUCCGAACAACGUUCCCAGUGAAGCCAAGGUCCAGGAGCUCGUGCGAAGCACUCUUGAGAAAGAUGGCAAGGCUCCCCCAGAAGAGUCCUUUUCGGUGUCUACAGUGGGCACCAUCGACAACACGGCCCACAUCGAAAUCACUUGGCUGGCAUGGAACGCGGACGGCAUCUACGACUUCUACACUAAGGAUCCGCAAUAUAUCCAGAAGUUUGACCUGAACUGGUACACCGAUUUCUACGUGUACGCAACAGGUGCCGAUUGUAGGGGUAAGACUGGCGACGAGUUCACUAAAGCAGGCGGCCUUGUGUACACCCUUGUUAUCGACCGUGGUAACGUGCGACGUUCGUCAGACGGCGCCCCGCGAUUCCUGGGGCCUACGAGUGGCUAUUGUGGUUAUUACUUCAUUGACUGGAACCGGACGGGGAACUUUUCCCCAGGCUUCACGAUGGAUCUGCUGUCAUAUCAGCCUCGCGACCCUGCUUCGCAGAACGGGACAAGAUACAAUUACUCCAUCGACUUCCAGCAAGACAUGCAGAUGCUCAAUGACAAUGGUGAUUCAAAGUACACGUUCAAGGCCCAGUACUCCAAUGAUUUCACUUUGGAAAAAUUCCAGCAACACGCCAUAGAGCUUGACUCGGGGGUCGAUUUUUCUGUUGACUACAAGGAUGGCUAUGACCACUGGGUCGAUCCGCAAUUAUCUACCGACACUUGGUAUUACCCUGGUAUUACCCAGUGGGUCAACAGAGAAGGAUAUGAGCAUUUCAUCAUCCGGGUGCGUCUUAUCACUUAUGAUGCCGCCGAUGAUCUGACCAUUCAAUUAUAUAUGAAGGAAGACAUGCCAGCAGAUGAUUUGCCCAUCAACGGCUUGACAGUCCUCUCAUCGAGUGUUGGCAAGCAUUGGUUCUGUAUGUAA